Molecule: messenger RNA, 1425 nt
Organism: Salvia hispanica
Lineage: Eukaryota; Viridiplantae; Streptophyta; Magnoliopsida; Lamiales; Lamiaceae
Product: dnaJ protein P58IPK homolog
Cellular component (GO): endoplasmic reticulum lumen
Molecular function (GO): protein binding
Source: RefSeq, a predicted model, not a curated record
AUGGCGGCAAAUCCAUGCGGUUUUGAUAGAGGAUUCAUAUACACAGUGAUUAUUCUGAAUUUCGUGCUUUCUUGUCAGCUCAUCGUUGUAGCUCCUAUGCUUCCCAUAUUUAUUCAAAUUAUAGAUGGAAAAACUGGUGAUGCUGCUGCUCUGUUUGAGAGAGUUUCAGAGAGUGUAAAAGUGAAGAAAUACAGUGAAGCCCUUGCUCAUCUUAAUGCUGCUAUAGAGGCAGAUCCAGCACUCUCAGAAGCAUAUUGGCAUCGGGCAUCCAUUCUACGUCAACUCUGCAGAUAUGGAGAAUCUGAGGAAAGCUACAGAAUAUUUCUGGAUGUGCAACCUGGCAAUUCAGCAGCAGAGAAGGAGCUUUCUCAGUUAUAUCAAGCUCAGAGUGCCUUAGAUUCAGCGAAACAAGUUUUUGAAUCUGGAGACUAUACGAAAGCACUGGAAUAUCUUGAAAAAGUUGUUCUGGUUUUCUCUCCAGAAUGCUCCAAGGCCAAACUCCUUAAAGUGAGAUCGUUGAUAGCUGUUAAAGAUUAUUCAAGUGCCAUAUCCAAUUCAGGAUACAUUCUCAAAGAAGAUGAGGACAAUUUAGAGGCUUUGCACUUACGUGGCAAUGCCUACUAUUACUUAGCUGAUCAUGACAUUGCUAUUAGACAUUACCAAAAGGGACUUCGUCUAGACCCUGAGCAUGCAGAACUGAAGAGAUCAUAUUUUAAAUUGAAAAGCCUCCUUAAAAAAACUAAAAGUGCAGAGGAUUAUGCAAGCAAUGGUAAGCUACAAUUGGCCACAGAGGAAUAUAAAGCAGCUCUUGCUUUGGACCCAAACCAUUCUUAUCAUAAUGUGCAUCUUCACCUUGGAUUGUGCAAGGUUCAGGUGAAACUUGGUAGGGGAGAUGAUGCUGUGACAAGUUGCACAGAAGCACUUGAACUUGAUGGAGAUUUAGUUCAAGCACUAGUCCAGAGAGGAGAGGCAAAGCUUUUGAUAGAAGAUUGGGAAGGAGCUGUGGCUGACCUAAGAUCAGCAGUAGAGAAGUCACCUCGGGAUAUGAAUAUUCGUAGAGCUUUAGUAAGGGCUGUAAAAUCCUUGAAGUUGAGCCAACGGAAGGACUGGUACAAGAUUUUAGGAGUUUCUAGAACUGCAUCAAUGUCAGAGAUUAAGAAAGCUUACAAGAAGCUUGCCUUGCAAUGGCACCCUGAUAAGAAUGUGGACAAUAAGGAAGAAGCAGAAGACAAAUUUCGGGAAAUAGCAACUGCCUAUGAGGUUUUGGGAGAUGAGGAUAAGCGCACGAGAUAUGAUACUGGUGAAGAUAUUGAUGGCAUGGGGAUGAAUAUGGGUGGUGGAGGCUUUAAUCCCUUUGGAGGAGGGGGGCAACGAUUUACCUUCCGUUCCCAAGGAGGUUUUCCUGGUGGAUUUGGAGGUUUUUGA